Brassicogethes aeneus is the source of this 5332-nucleotide messenger RNA. Lineage: Eukaryota; Metazoa; Arthropoda; Insecta; Coleoptera; Nitidulidae. The record is from the annotation of a GenBank genome assembly.
CUCGCCAAAUGCAUCAAUAUGGCCGAUGAAGUGUUUUUGAAAAUAGUUGGUCUAGGGGUCCGCAUCAGCUGAUGAGUGAAGUGAUCUGUUGACACAGUUUUUCGUGUUUUGAUGGGCAACGAAGUAACCAUGUGCUUGUUACCAUGGGCGCGAUCGCAUCGGUCCUCCAAUGGCAUUGUUCGGAGUGUAACGUUAUAAACCCCACUGAAAGGACGAAAUGCAUUAGAUGCGGACAGUGUAGGCGAAACAAAGACGAAGCAGCUGAACUGAGCCCCAACAAGAACUGCACAGUAAUAAAACGUCUAAAAGACAACACAAGUUCAGCUACAAUUAACGAGAUCAAAAUCCCAGUGGAGAAAAAUUGCUCCGCCUUGCUCCUAAACACAUUUCUCCUACUAAAAAGAAGCGCAUCUGUUGGUAAUAACGAUAAAAACCCACCUAAACAUUCCAUUGUAAGAUCAUCUAGUCUACCCGAUGUGAGUUAUCUCUGUAACUGCGAGCAGUGUGAGUUAACGAUAAAAUCAACGUCGCACAGAUGUUUCAUAUGUGAUAAUAAUUUAGUUAUAAUGAACGUGGCCCGCUCGCCUUGCAAAAAUUGUUCACUACCCCCCAUCGAACAACCAGUGUACCGAAAUUACGAUUUUUACAAUUGCAAGUGUGAGAAGAAGUCCGGUUUUAUUUCUUUGGCAAAUAUCAAGAGUUAUAGUUGUUUGGUGGCGCAAAAACAAGGGAAGAUUGAUGGGGAAAUGCCAUUAAAUAUUCGCACCACUGCCAGUGGGAUAAAUAAAGAUUCUUUGGUAGGAGCCAGUAGCAAUUACAUGUGGAGCGUUAAUAGUGCCAUUCCUACCACUACGUGGACUUGUAAGAGGUGUACAUUGUUGAACAGCCCCAAUUUCGUUGUGUGUGAAGCCUGUGAGUCACCAUAUUCGCCGGAUAUGAACAGCAAUGUCAGCCCUAGUGUUAUAAUUAAGGUUGAUAACUGGGCAGACAAUGAAGCAUUAAAAAACAGCCACCCCGUCUCGGUUCGGCCAUCGUAUCGACGAUCUUUCAGCGAAAUUUCGCCGCAAAAUUUACCGAACUUAAAUCGCAGAAGCCUUGACAGCGACCUGUUGCACGCAGGCGCACUAUUUCCGAAAUCUAGCGCAUCCAUGACUGACAUACAGGUAUCUCAACAGCCGAUAAUGGGACCGCGCGUGCGCUCUUUAAACGCCAACCGGAGCGCGAAUGACGUUUCUGUCGGCGACGCGCCUGCGCAGGACACUCUCUACACUUACAUCGGGAUUUCCGAGCCGGAAAAAGCGCGUUCUGUGAAUUAUUACGAAAACGACAGCGUUGUUAGUACUCAUAAGAAAAGCAUGGAGUUUGAUGCCGAGCAACACGAAAAAAUCAUGCAAGCUUUAAAACAGAGUACCGCCGCGCCGGCGCCGUGGUCUUUUAACGAACGCCGCUGGACUUGUAGGUUAUGUUCCUUUGCUUACAACCAUUUUGACAGCGAUCGCUGCGUCAUCUGUCGGAGCUUGCGCAGUCAACCUUCUCUAAACCAGCCGUGCACGAUUACUGUGACUGAAGACAGAACCAUAUCUGGAUCUAGCACACUCCCUCUAGAUAGGACGGAGCUGCAAGUCCCCAUCGCCACCCUCGACCAGGGCCUCGAAGACGACUUCCUCCUCCCCUCGGACGCGGAAACCUCCCCCGCGGAGGAACCGCCCUCGAAAUGGACGUGCAAAAAGUGCACGUUGGUGAACAGCGGUCGUUCGCUGACCUGCGAAGCUUGCUGCGGCUCGAAGCUGCGCAGCGUGUCGGUCGGAGCCGACAUGACGCUGCGCAAAGGGGAGUUCUGGACCUGCUCGAAGUGCACGCUAAAGAAUCCGCUGGGGAGUACAGUGUGUAAAGUUUGCAAGAAGGAGAAGGUGUUGUUGGAGGUGGCUGUUGCUGUGCCCAGAAGUCCUAGUCCCAGGCAUACGGGUGCCAGAAAACACAUCUGCAAAAAUCAGCACUCUGUUAGGCACGCGCGGGGUGGAGGAGCCUCCACUUCAUCAACUACAUCUCACCACUCUCGCCACAACGGCGUCCUUAAUAUGGACCGUGAAGGAGCCUCGUCGUCUUCGUCGACGUCAUCGAACGGGGGCGGUUCCGCAUGCGCAGUGGCAAUCUCGCUGCCCGCGGUCUUCCCGCCCGUUCUGCCGCCCCUCGGUUUGGCGGGGCAGCCGUGGCAGUGUUCGUUGUGUACGUUCGAGAACACCAAGUCCCAAAUAAUCUGUGAUAUGUGCCAGAGGAUGCGCGAGGAUGUCAGAACGGGCCCUCCACUAGAACCGCAACGCCUCACGCACGAGGAACUGGCCAACAAACAUUGGAACUACAUCGUUAGGUAUUGUAAAUUAAAAAAGCAAAGCUACAUCGACGACACAUUUCCGCCGAAACCCACCAGUCUCUACUACAACCCCGCCGAAGUGAAAGACUCUCACACAGUAAAAUGGCGUCGACUGAAAGAAAUAGUCGUGGACGAGGACAAGGAUCUACCGUGGGCGGUUUUUAGAAGACCGCAGCCAUCGGAUAUAUCUCAAGGGGUUUUGGGUAACUGUUGGUUACUGAGUGCCUUAGCAGUGCUUGCGGAACGAGAAGACCUGGUGCGAGCGGUUCUGGUGACUCGGGAUUUUUGUCAGCAGGGCGUUUACCAAGUGAGGUUAUGCAAAGAUGGCCACUGGACCACCGUGCUGGUCGACGAUUAUUUUCCAUGUGAUAGGAAGGGACACCUCUUCUACUCCCAGGCUAAAAGAAAACAGCUUUGGGUUCCUCUAAUAGAAAAAGCUGUAGCUAAAAUUCACGGUUGCUACGAAGCCCUGGUUUCUGGUAGAGCUAUAGAGGGGUUGGCAACCCUUACUGGAGCCCCAUGCGAGUCUAUACCCUUACAGGCAUCUUCUAUACCGGCCCCGGCCGAAGAAGAAUUGGACACUGACUUGAUAUGGGCACAGCUGCUAUCAUCCCGCCAAGCGAUGUUUCUAAUGGGGGCCUCUUGCGGGGGCGGCAACAUGAAAGUGGACGAAAUCGAGUACCACUCGAAAGGGCUUCGCCCCCGCCACGCUUACUCUCUACUCGACGUGCGCGACCUCGAAGGCCACCGCCUGCUCAAACUGCGCAACCCCUGGGGGCACUUUGUGUGGAAAGGCGACUGGUCGGAUAACUCGGAACUCUGGACGCGACGGUUGCGGAACGAUUUGAUCCCCGACGGGUCCGAAGACGGCACGUUUUGGAUUUCCUUUCAGGAUGUCUUGAAGUAUUUCGAUUGUAUCGAUAUUUGUAAGGCGAGGAAUGGCUGGAAUGAGGUCAGGUUGACUGGAAUUUUGCCGCCUUUGGCUUCGCAGAAACAUCUGUCUUGCAUUCUUUUGACGGUUUUGGAGCCUACGGAAGUCGACUUUACAUUAUUCCAGGAAGGGCAGCGUAAAUCCGAAAAAUCCCAAAGAUCGCAGCUGGACCUUUGCGUAGUUCUUUUCAAAGCAAGAAACGGUUCGAACAUUGGAAGUUUGGUGGAGCACAGCAAAAGACAGGUGAGGGGUUUUGUGGGUUGUAAUAAAAUGCUGGAAGCUGGAGAAUACAUUGUGGCGCCACUGGCUUUCAACCAUUGGCACACUGGACUGGAGGACUUUACGUUGUUUCCAAGGUAUGUGCUGGCCAUUCACAGCUCCAAAAAAAUCCUCGAAGAGCAAAUUUCGCCGCCAGAUGGCAUCCUAGCCGACGCGAUAAUUUCCUUGACAUUGGCGCGCGGGCAGCGUCACGAAGGUCGCGAAGGCAUGACCGCCUACUAUUUGACGAAAGGAUGGGCCGGAUUGGUCGUGAUGGUGGAAAAUCGUCACGAAAACAAGUGGAUUCACGUAAAAUGCGACUGCCAGGAGAGUUAUAACGUAGUGUCCACCAGAGGGACCCUCAGAACGGUGGAUUCUGUACCCCCGCUCACCAGACAGGUUAUAAUAGUUCUUACUCAACUUGAGGGCAGCGGUGGUUUUUCGAUAGCCCACCGUUUAACGCACCGUUUGGCAACACAGCACGGACUACACGACUGGGGCGAACCGGGGACAAGUCACAACCCCGAACUCGACUAUCAAACGAGCGGUUUGCACGGACCCCGUCUGUUUUGAUUUUAAACUUAAUAGAAAGUAAUUUUUUGCCAAUUGGCGAAAAAAUUGCAUUCUAUUUAUAAAAAAAGAGACGUUAUUUAAUUUUUAUCAAAGAAAAAACGACAUUUAUUUGUUGCACUAGACUGAAUCAAUUUUUCGAAAAUCUCAAUUAUUAAUCAAAAUGAUUUUUUUCGUUGUUAUAUUAUUAAAAUAGCACAUUUUUAUUAUUUUUAAAUUGUGCAGGGUUUCUCUAUGGUCAAGGUGUUUAGAAUAAUAGGUAGUCCUGUAAAUAUCGCCAAGGUACGCAAGUUAAUGUAUAAAUAUUAAUUUUGAUGGGACUCCCUGUAUAUCGACUGAUUUUUAAAACCAAAUUUAUUGUUUAUAUUUUAUUUCAAAUCAUCGUGGUUAAUACUUUUAAUAAUCAAUUAUACAGGGUGUUAAGUAGUGUUUUAGUAAAACUAAAACUUGGAACACCCUGUAAAAGGGCAAAAAUUGCCUGGAAGAUUUGAAAUAAAAACACCUUCAUAUUUUUAAAGAAACAAGACUUAUUUUCCUAUUGCCAUUCCUUUUUUUAACAAUUAAGAACACUGAAGACGAUUUAAAAAAGGGUAAAAAUUGGGUGCUAUUUUUGUUUUGUUUUUUUAUUAUUUAUUUGGAAUCUCUAUGUGCAAUAUUCAAUUAAUUUGAUAGAAAUAAGGGAUCAAGUUAUAUUAAAGACAAUAUAAAAAAUGUUCAGUGUUUUUAAUACAAAAAUUCAAUGUGAUUAAAAAAUAUUAUGUUACAUAAGUGUAGAUUUACUUAUGAUUUUGCUCUCUCGACACACAAUUGCAUAUAGCUAAAAAUUAUAUAGAUAGUAAGUACAAACUCAUUAAAUUAUUAUAAAACAAAAAAUAUAUUAAGCACCAAAAUUACUGAAUAAAAUUGUUAUUGUAAUUGUGUGUAUAUUACUAUAGUUUUCUCCAUUUCACAAAAAAAAUCACACCAGAACCUGCUGUGUUCAGUUAUAUUAUCGAGUAUAUAAAAACAAAAAAAAUGAUUGUAAAGUUAGCGUAACUAAGUAUGUUAUUGUUAUGUAAUUUAGUUACGUUGGCUGAAUAUUCGGUGUUUAUAGAGUAAAGUUUCAGUAUAAACAAAAAACUGCUUAUUUAGAUUGUACCGCGCGCAUACAGUUUGUGUGAAUUCGUACAGUUGUUAAGUAAUAAAGUAAGCUUUCAAUUAUA